Messenger RNA from Symbiodinium sp. CCMP2456, 1833 nucleotides. The record is from the annotation of a GenBank genome assembly. Lineage: Eukaryota; Dinophyceae; Suessiales; Symbiodiniaceae.
AUGGGAGGACAGGAAAGGUUCGAACACCGCCAGGCCCUCGAAGGGUUGCAUGGCCUCGGCGGCCUGGGCCGCUGUGGAACUUGUGGUGAGGGCGCUCGAGAGCCACCCAAGCGAUGCCGAAGUGCAGAUGCGUGCGAGCUGGGCUCUGGCACGAUUAUGCAAGGACUCCCAGGAGCGCGCUGCGAAGGCCGCGAAGGCGCUCAGGAGAGCCCACCAACAGAUCAUGAAGCAGGCGGAGCCCGGCCCAGCCUCCCAGCCCCGACUCCGGAGAGACGCACCGAAGCACCGGUAGCCCAAGAUGAUUUCGGUUCGCCAGCAGAGUCAGAGGCUGAGGAGAGGCUCAAAGCGGCAAUGAAGGGCGGGGAUGCCGAAAAGCUGAGCCUCGCAAUCCAGGCGGCCAAGGCUGCGAAGGUAAGAGCCGAAGUUCUCGUGGAGGCUCAUGAGGCACUCCUCCGGCUGCAUAAGGACUCCACAAAAAGCGCGACAUCGGCUAUGGCUUCGCUGCGACGUCCGCUGAACAUGGACAGGUCGGACAUCCCGGCGGGCAUCCGAAUAUGCGAGGCCCUCGACGAGAUCUACGAAUGCUUCCAAACAUCAAAAGACGCCACUGGAGACAAGCUCCUAAAGGCUUGCUGCGAGGAGGCACGGCAACCUGCGGCACACACGCGCCUAAAGCAAAGCGUGUUCGGGCUCCUGGAGCCGGAGGAAAUCAAGGAGUUCCUCCUGGCGCCGGACCACCAGAUGUGGAUGGAGAUCAAGGAGAGAACCGAAAGGUUUCUGCACCUGCUGGAUGAGCCAGGAAUACGGGUGCCGUGGAAAGUGCAGAGCAUCACGCCGGAGUCCGGAUGCCAUGUCUUGCGGACACUGCGGCCGGUCAUCAUGGACCAGACAAUUCGAGAGCCUGCUACAAACACGCCGUUCGGGCACACCGGCUUCAUGAAGUACCUCACCCUUCAAAUUAUUCGCCGCAUGGGCUUCAAUGACAUCGCUAUUACAGGCCAGUACUACGCUUCCUCCUACACUCCCGAGACACAAAUCCUGGAGUGGAUGAAAUACAACGGCGAUUCCAUGGAUGGCAUGGUCGCAAUGUUUGGGCCGGGGGAUCGCGUAGCGGGAAUCCAUGCCAUCCGAAACUUUGAUAUUCCGAACGCCUUCUUGGACUUGACGCUGAAGGCCAGCAUCCGAUUCAAGGAUGCAAACUUUGUCGAAUCGGUCCUGGAGGCAGUGAACGAGUUGGACAGGAUUUUUCGUGAGAUGAAGUUGCCAGAAGAUCCCUGGCGGAGCGAUGCGGAGGUGAACGGAGGCGUCGGUGGCAAAGGCGAGAUAUCGCUCAACCUGGUGGACCUUAUGGAGUUUCUGGAUCUACAGCCGGGUGAGACGCUGGAGGAGGAGAAGAAGCCCCAACAGCUGAGGGCUGAGGAGGCCUUUGCCAGGUGGAAGAAGUCAGAUGCCUUUCGGAGGCGGGUGGUGGCCAUUCUCACGGAGGAGGGCCGAGGAUGCGCCAACUACACAGACUACGGGGUGAUCACAAGGUGGCUCCGAAAGCAUUUCCCCGAGAAGGAGAAGUACCGCAUCCUCAUCCACGCGCAUGCUGGGGAUGGCAAUACGCAAGACGCUGCAGGCAUAGAAGCAGCGUUGAACGGAGCAAACGGCGUAUGGUCAGCGGUGAUACCUCAGGCAGCCCAAGGUGGGCACAACUCCAGUCUUGUGUUCCUGGACAACAUGUUCCAGUUGGGCAACGAAAAUGUGCUGAAAGAUCUGGCUAUUCCAAGCAUCCCAAUGUGCUCGCUACAUCUACUACCUAAACUUCAACACCUACGACAUCCCUGGUGA